AUGGGCGGUACAGCGGCCCCGCUGCCACCACGAGUGCUCUGCAUCCAGUCGCAUGUAGUGUCGGGGUAUGUCGGCAACAAGUGCGCGGUGUUCCCGCUGCAGCUGCUGGGGUUUGACGUCGACCCGGUCAACAGCGUGCAGUUCAGCAACCACACCGGGUAUCCAUCUUGGAAUGGAGAGAUCAUGGAUGGUGCCAUGCUGUGGCGACUGGUGGAGGGGCUGGAGGCCAACCAGCUCAUUCGCUACACCCACCUGCUCACUGGCUACAUUGGCUCGCCGUCCCUGCUGCGCACCGUUGUGCGGGUGGCCGAGAAGCUGCAGCAGUACAAUCCAGACCUCGUGUACGUGUGCGACCCCGUGAUGGGCGACGAUGGGCGGCUGUAUGUGCGGCCCGAGAUGCCGGCGGCCUUCCGCGACCUCAUCGCCCCGCUGGCAUCCAUCAUCACACCCAACCAGUUUGAGGCGGAGCAGCUGACGGGGCUGGCCAUCGGCAGCGAGAGAGAUGCGCUGGAGGCGUGCUCCGCGCUGCACGCGCGCGGGCCGCACACAGUGGUCAUCACUAGCUCGGCGCUGCCAGGGUGGGAGGAGCACGUGACAAUCCUGGCCAGCACCGCGCAGGCGCAGCGGGGCGGCGGGGCGCGGCAGCUGCGCAUGAGAGUGCCUCGAGUGCAUGCUUACUUCACUGGCACCGGCGACCUGUUUACUGCGCUGCUGCUGGGCUGGCUGCACAAGCACCCCGACGACCUGAAGACGGCUCUGGAGGCGGCGGUAGCGGGGUUGCAGGCGGUGCUGCGCGACACAGUGGCACAGGCCGGCGCCGCGGCCUCCGCCACAGAGCGCACGGCGGCGGUUUGUGCGGCGCGGGAGCUGCGGCUAGUGCAGAACCAAGGCGCCAUCCUGCAGCCGCAGCUGAUGUUCACGGCGGAGCCCAUUGGAUGACGGCAAUGGGCACGGCAAGUUUUCGUUCCUCUUAGGGGCUGCCAGGACAAGCCAUGUGACGUGCGGCUGGCGGCUGGCGGCAGCUGUGCCCACACUGCCCUGCGGAGGCUGCAAUUCCCGAUUGCCUUGAAUUCAUUCAUUAUUGAAGAAUGCAAUUGCUAAAUCUACUGACG
This is a messenger RNA of Chlorella variabilis, 1112 nucleotides long. RefSeq lists its product as hypothetical. Gene Ontology annotation, biological process: pyridoxal 5'-phosphate salvage. Lineage: Eukaryota; Viridiplantae; Chlorophyta; Trebouxiophyceae; Chlorellales; Chlorellaceae. Gene Ontology annotation, cellular component: cytosol. The transcript is spliced from 8 exons. The record is from RefSeq and is a predicted model, not a curated record. Bases 1 to 939 code for a protein of 312 amino acids. Gene Ontology annotation, molecular function: pyridoxal kinase activity.